CAACAGAUGACUAUCUUGAACAUCAGGCCCAAGAGUUCCGAGUGCGAGAUUGUAUUCAGAACUUGAAAUUUAAGGAAAGUGUGUACAUCUCAGAUUUUGUAUAGAAAUGAUAGACGCCUGACUGAUGUUUGUAGGUAUGGCAGACACCAAUCUCGCAUCGAUAAUUUAUGUAGAGCUGCAUAACUGCACUGCGAGAGAAUCCUGUUUAUAUCACAUACGAACAUGACGUUCAGCAUGUCCAAAGGAACUUGCAGUUUGUGGGUCGUAUUUUAGAGAUGCAAAGACAGCGUUCCCUGUAUUCAGUACCAUUUAAACUUGUGGGAAGCUUUACAGAGCGAGCCGCUCUUUUCCAAGAAACUGAGGAUAAGCUACAACAGGAUUCCUUGGAUCAACCUCGACCGUUUGCAGCCGCUUUUUGUGGGCCUGGCGGCACCGACAAGACUCAGUUAGCAUUAAAAUGUAUUGAAGACAACGACAAGUUUAAUCCGAUACUUUGGGUCGAUGCCGAGGAUCAGGAGACAACACGGACAAGUUUUAAACGAUGUGCCACUGACCUCAACAUUCGAGUAGAUCGAACCUCAGGGCAAGGGUUACAUUUGAGAGACUUACCUAACGUGCAAGCUAUGCGUCUGUGGCUUCAACACCGAAAAGAGUUGGAUGAAGAGUGACUGGUGGUUUUCGAUAAUGUUGACAACAUGGCCUGGGUGUCUUCGACACACUGCCUGAGGGUCAGAGAGGAAAUAUCAUUAUCACUAGCCAAGAUGGACAUUUGUCGAAGCUCCUCAAUGGUUGUGACAAAGUAUUAGUUGAUAUAAUAAAUUCCGUCGAGGCGCGGGCACUUCUUUUAUGGCAUCUCAAUCUUGGUCAUCAACCGGUAAGCCAGGACACUAAGGACUUAUGUGAUCAGGUAGCGAAGCGGCUGAAAAAUCUACCUUUAGCAGUUGAUCUUGCAGGG
This is a messenger RNA of Aspergillus ruber CBS 135680, 955 nucleotides long. RefSeq lists its product as uncharacterized. The record is from RefSeq and is a predicted model, not a curated record. The coding region runs from base 276 to 668 and encodes 130 amino acids. NCBI's taxonomy places the organism in Eukaryota, Fungi, Ascomycota, Eurotiomycetes, Eurotiales, Aspergillaceae. The transcript has a single exon.